Messenger RNA from Asparagus officinalis (garden asparagus), 556 nucleotides. RefSeq names its product remorin 4.1-like. Lineage: Eukaryota; Viridiplantae; Streptophyta; Magnoliopsida; Asparagales; Asparagaceae. The transcript is spliced from 2 exons. The record is from RefSeq and is a predicted model, not a curated record. Bases 1 to 402 code for a protein of 133 amino acids.
AUGAGCUCGAGCUCUGUUAACAGUAACGGUGCCCUGGAGGAGUUCUCAGUGCAUCGGGUGAAGAAGGAAGAGGUCGAGUCUAAGAUUGCGGCCUGGCAGACCGCGGAGAUUGCCAAGAUUAACAACAGGUUUAAGAGAGAGGACGUGAUCAUUAAUGGGUGGGAGGGUGAGCGGACGGAGAAGGCCAGUUCCUGGUUGAAGAAAGUAGAGAGGAAAUUGGACGAGCAGAGGGCGAGGGCGAUAGAGAAGAUGCAGAACGACGUGGCGAAAGCGCGGAGGAAGGCGGAGGAGAGGCGGGCGUCGGCGGAGUCGAAGAGGGGGACCAAGGUUGCUAAGGUGCUGGAAGUCGCAAAUUUGAUGAGGGCUGUGGGUAGAGCUCCGUCGAAGAGAUCUUUCUUCUAGCGACUCGUGUUUCCUUCUGUGUUAAAGUCUGAGUGAUGAAUGUACGUAGGAGAAUAACGAGAGAUUGGAUUGUGUUGUGAACUUUGGAUGUUUGAAGACUUCAAUUUUGUGAUGGAUGAUGAUGAUUCUUGUGUGCGUGUCUUGAUUUUUUUUU